Molecule: messenger RNA, 1408 nt
Organism: Pararge aegeria (speckled wood butterfly)
Lineage: Eukaryota; Metazoa; Arthropoda; Insecta; Lepidoptera; Nymphalidae
Exons: 1
Coding region: 127-1074 (315 amino acids)
Source: RefSeq, a predicted model, not a curated record
AACAAAUAUGGCUACAGAAAUAAAGCCCGUGGUUGAAACCGUAAAUAAACAAAUGUAGAAAACAUAAUAGGUGUAGUGCUAACAGACAUUAUAACACUCUGUGAAUAAGUUACGAAGACUUUAAAAAUGGAGUCUCAUUUACACGAUGUGAAUUUAAAAAUGGACCAACAUAUGCACGACGUUAAUGUUAUAAGCAUCAAAAUGGACUCUUUGCACGAUGUUAAUAUGAAAAUGGACAACCGGUUGCAAAGCAUAAACAUUAAAAUGGACCCGCGCAUGCACGAUGUCUCAAUCCAGCAUGAUAACAUGAAAAUGGAUGGUCAUAACAUGCACGAUACACAAGUGAAUAUGCACGAAGCUCAGAUAACGCAACUCAGUCAAUUACCUUUGCAGCCCCAGCAAAUACACAUGCAACCUGUCCAAGAUCAGAACAUACCCCAAAACCCACCCGAAUUACAAGAGCAACCGAUAAAACCGCGAGUGGAGAACAAGAAGAAAAAGGAGGCGAUAGACGGCCAAGCGCGCGAAAUAAUUUUUAAGGUGAUAAAAUUUUUCGAGAGCGAAAAACAAAACCGCGGCUACCAUUUCCCAGUCGAGAAUGUUGUCAAAAGGGCCUGCGCCGCAACAGGUUUAUCAGAAAGUACGAUAAAACGGAUAAAGCGCGAAGGUUUGAGAGCAGAGGCUAAUCAAACUAAAAUGACCGGACCAAAGAAGAAACGAGUACGCAAAACUAAAGUCCAACUAGAUUACUUCCAGCUUUGCGCAUUAAGAGGUAUUGUCAAUGCGUAUUCCAUGCGUAAAGAGGUCCCUACAUUGGGCAAAAUUUUAACAGCAGCGAAACACGAGCUAAACUACAGGGGCGGUAAAGAGUCGCUUAGAUUAAUAUUAUUAAAUAAGUUAGGUAUUAAGUUUAAGAAAUGCGAGAAGAAGAAUAAAAAGCCACCCGAGCCAGUUGCUCCAGCACAACAAAUAAUGGCGCCCGUAAUGUCCCAUCUACAAAUGCAACCUAUGAAGCCGGAGAACCAAUGUAUAUAUACUAACAUGAUGCCUCAGGUUCCACCUGUAUCCUACUAGGUACUAGACAAUAAUAACUACACUUGAAACUUCUAAUCAUGUAAAUCUAUUGAUUGAAAUUCAAUAUUUAAUUACAUAAUUAGAACUUUCUUUGGUUUUGGCCUAUUUGAACACAAAGAUCAGUUUUAUAUGUGGAAACAUUAUUUAAUCUGAAUUAUGUUUCUAAAAAUGAAAUGUGAUAGUAAAUGUGUUCAAGAUAAAUGAUAGGUUAUUGUUGCAUAGCUAACAUAAUUGUGCAUAUGAAAUUACCAAACUUUUCAGGACCCACGAAAAGGACUUUCCAUAUUAUGCAAUUUAUUUAUUUAAUGGACAAUCAACAGGUUACAAAAUCUCU